GGGUUGGGUUGGUUUGGUCAGUUUUCUGGUCAGCCCUGUUUCAUUCAAAAUCAAAGGAUGUUUGAUAUUUUAAGACAUGUUUUGUGGAAUAACAAACGUACGGUUAGUAUAAUUGUAGCUAUAUCUAUAUAUAGCUAGAGGUAGUCCAUAACAAUUGCUUUUCCAAUCAAAUUUUCGAAUUGAACCUAUAUAAUAACCAACAAUCUUUGUUGUUAAUUCAUCGGUACAAACGGUUUAAAUAAACGUUUUCCUCUUUUUCUUUUCCGUCUCCCUCGCGAAACGAUAUCGUAGCAUAUCGUUUCACAGAGAGAUCAAGAAAGAGAAAGAGGAAAAAGAUAUCGUAGCAUAUCGUUUCACCGAGAGAUCAAGAAAGAAAAAGAGGAAAAAGAUAUCGUAGCAUAUCGUUUCACCGAGAGAUCAAGAAAGAAAAAAGAGGAAAAAUGAGAGAAAUCGUAAGCAUACAUCUCGGACAAGCCGGAAUUCAAGUUGGAAAUUCCUGUUGGGAACUCUAUUGCCUUGAACAUGGCAUUCAACCUGAUGGACUUAUGCCUAACAAUACGUCAAACGAUUCCUUCGGGACCUUCUUCAGCGAAGGCAGACGAGGAAAGUACGUCCCAAGGGCUGUAUAUCUUGAUCUUGAACCCAUGGUGAUCGACGAAGUUAGAACCGGGAGUUACAGGAAACUCUUCAAUCCGAACCAACUCAUUUCCGGUAAGGAGGAUGCAGCCAAUAACUUCGCCAGAGGACAUUACACUGUGGGAAGAGAAUUCAUCGAUCAAUGUGUUGAUCGUGUGAGAAAACUAGCCGACAAUUGCAGUAAUCUGCAAGGGUUUAUGGUUUUCAACGCCGUCGGUGGUGGCACCGGUUCUGGUUUAGGAUCCCUGCUCCUAGAACGCUUGUCCGGCGAGUAUGGGAAGACGUUGAAACUUGGGUUCACCAUAUUCCCAUCUCCAAAGGUUUCGACCGCAGUCGUGGAACCUUAUAAUGCUGUGUUAGCGACCCAUUCGAUGAUCGAGCACACAGACAUCGUGGUGCAACUAGACAACGAAGCCAUAUAUGAUAUAUGCAGGAAAGGUUUACGCCUCGAAAAGCCAUCUUACCGGAACCUGAAUCGCUUAAUAUCUCAAACGAUCUCAUCGUUAACGACUUCCUUGAGGUUUAAUGGAUCCAUGAACGUUGACAUUUCAGAAUUCCAAACGAAUCUCGUCCCGUUCCCACGGAUCCACUUCAUGCUUUCAUCAUACGCACCGGUGAUCUCAUCUUCGCGAGCCUACCACGAGCUCAACUCAGUUCCUGAAAUCACAAACGCCGUAUUUGAUCCGUCUAACAUGAUGGCUAAGUGCGACCCGAGGAAAGGGAAAUACAUGGCGUGUUGCCUAAUGUACCGUGGAGACAUUGCUCCGAAGGACGUUAACACGUCCGUUGGAUCGAUCAAAACGAAAAAGACGGUUCAAUUCGUCGACUGGUGUCCGACGGGAUUCAAGUGCGGGAUCAACUACCAGGCUCCUACGUUUGUACCUGGCGGAGAUCUGGCGAAGGUGAAACGAGCAGUUUGUAUGAUCAGCAACAACACUGCCGUUUCAGAGGUUUUCAGUCGGAUAGAUCACAAGUUCGAUACGAUGUUUGCAAAACGGGCGUUUGUGCAUUGGUAUUUGGGUGAAGGGAUGGAAGAAGGCGAGUUUACGGAAGCGCGUGAAGAUCUUGCAGCUCUGGAGAAAGAUUAUGAAGAAGUGGUUCAAGAUGGUCAGCAGGAAGAGGAGUACUAAUUUAAAAUUUAAAUGGCGCCAAUCUUAUGUAAAUGUAAAUGACUCAUUUGUCCUUGAAUAUGAAAGGUUUAACCGUUUAACUGUGUGCA
Messenger RNA from Helianthus annuus (common sunflower), 1855 nucleotides. Its product is annotated as tubulin alpha-5 chain. NCBI's taxonomy places the organism in Eukaryota, Viridiplantae, Streptophyta, Magnoliopsida, Asterales, Asteraceae. Gene Ontology annotation, cellular component: microtubule; cytoplasm. The transcript is spliced from 4 exons. Gene Ontology annotation, molecular function: GTP binding; structural constituent of cytoskeleton. Gene Ontology annotation, biological process: mitotic cell cycle; microtubule cytoskeleton organization. Bases 441 to 1766 code for a protein of 441 amino acids. The record is from RefSeq and is a predicted model, not a curated record.